Saccostrea echinata is the source of this 927-nucleotide messenger RNA. RefSeq lists its product as uncharacterized. The transcript is spliced from 2 exons. The record is from RefSeq and is a predicted model, not a curated record. NCBI's taxonomy places the organism in Eukaryota, Metazoa, Mollusca, Bivalvia, Ostreida, Ostreidae. The coding region runs from base 111 to 485 and encodes 124 amino acids.
GUCAAUAUCACGUCACAAUAACAAUGGCUUAAUAAUAGUUAUGACGUCACAAUAAUCUAUCCCAAAAACUUCGUUGUUAGGUACAACUUAUACAUACUCUGAAAAACACCAUGGGUAUCUUUCAGAGUUGCCUUGGCAAACACAACAGGGUAGGAGUGAUGGGAAAGGAAGAAAUGGAGGCGUAUGAAAAGGUACGUCGGACAAUGAUCACAGAAGAUAUGACAGAGAGGAAGGGCGGAGUGGCCUUCGAUCUUACUUUCCUCACUGAGGAUUCAGCACUAAAGCUGCCACCCAGACCCCCUAGUCGAUUGACCACUGACAAAAAGGAGGAUUUUGAAAAAUGGAGAGAAAACCAAGAGAAGACACAGGCAGAAAAGCAAGAGAGGGCCCAGCAAAAAAGGGAAGAGGCCAUCGUGCAGAAAAAAAUUGAAAACGCCCACAAGGAAAUGGAGCGGCUUGAAAAAUAUGUCAACAUCAGUGAUUAACUUUGAAUAUGGACUGGCAUAAAAUUUACCCAAAGCAUUUUUAUUUCUAAAUUACAAAUCUUUUGGAGCCAAGGAGGGGACACCCGAGCUCUUUUAUCCCGCUGCUAUCUUUGGCUGUUAAUUUUACGUUGUUCUCUUUUAGACCUAACCCUUUGGAAUUUUCCAGAAUGUUGGCCUCACAAACAGACGAGGCUUGCAUUGCUGACAAAAUUUGACUAUUCUAAAUUCAUCUUUGGCUUUCUUUUUCUGGUAAUGAAGCGAGCGAGAUAGAUCGCAUUGCCGAAUCACCAGAGCAAAAUUACUUCCAACUAUUUCGAACCUUUUGGCCUCUCAGGGAACUUCCUGUUUUUCGGGGGUUCCCUGUCAAAACUUGUGAAAUUGUAAAUGAUAUAUCCAUUUUGAGAUGUUUUAAAGCUCCGUUGUCCUCUCUUUUCAAAAUUUC